AAAAAAAUUCCUCGACCACCAAAUUCAUUCAUUUUGUACCGUAGGGUAAAAUUAAAUAAUAUUCUCAUAGAAAAUAAAAAAAUAUCCCUUUCAGAAGCAUCAAAAAUAAUUGGUCAAAUGUGGCGAAAUGAAGAUGAAAGAGAAAAAUUACGAUGGGCAAUACUUGCGGAUAAAGAGAAACUAAAGCAUGCGCAAGAUUAUCCUGACUAUGUUUAUCGACCCAAAAGAUCUACCAAACGA
Molecule: messenger RNA, 240 nt
Organism: Rhizophagus irregularis DAOM 181602=DAOM 197198
Lineage: Eukaryota; Fungi; Glomeromycota; Glomeromycetes; Glomerales; Glomeraceae
Source: RefSeq, a predicted model, not a curated record